AUGGAGUUUAUUAGUAAGGAAAAAGCAAGAAACACAACCUAUGAAAAGAGAAAGAAAGGUUUGAUUAAGAAAGGUAAAGAGUUAUCAAUCUUAUGCAAUGUACCAGUUUGUAUUAUUAUGUACCCUUAUAAACAAGGGAAACAAUCUUUAGAAGCUGAAGUUUAUGCCUUUAAAGGGGAGGUACCGCCCUCGAAAAACCAUGAUCAUGCCAAGCUUGCUAGGGAGAUAAUUGAUAGGUAUUUAAGGGUACCUAAGGAAGAAAGAUAUAAAAGAGCCCUAAAUUUGUAUGACAUGUUUGAUGAAUGGAAAAAAAGGGCAGAUCAAGAAUUGUGCAAAUUAAGGUAUAAAAAUGCAUUAGCUAAAUACCCAUCUUGGGAUUCUAAGUUUGAAGGGCUUAAUCUUGAUCAAUUAAUGGAAUUACUUGCUAUUUUGGAUCAAAAGAUUGAGUUUGUUAGUCAAAGGAUUGAUAUGAUUAAGGGUACUAAUCAUAAUCAUAAUCAUAGUCAAAAUAAUGGAGGUUUAGUUCCCUAUUUUGAGCCAGCAACUAUGCCUAAUCUCAUGAUUUCUAGUGAAAAUAGUAAUGUUGAUUACACUAAUGUGGAAGAGUUUAAUCAAUUUCCUAUGUUGAAUUAUUCUAUUAACAACAAUAAUAAUCAUCAUUAUCAUCAAGAAUACUACCAUCAAGUGAUGCCUUUCAAUCCUACCGCGAUUUCGGAACAAAUUGGAGGAACUAGAAUGGAUGAUCAUGGUGGUAGUACUAGUAGUAGCAACAUGAUAAUGUACAACAUGAAUAUGAUGGGUGGAGUUAGUCCUAUGUACUAUGAUCAAGGGUCAGGAUUCGGCGAAAAUGUUGAUGGAUCAUCAUCAUAUGGUGCUGGUUUAGCAAUGUCAUCUAUGCCCUUGCAGUUGCCAAUGAUGCCUAAUGUUACUCUACCAAGGCAAAUGCAGUAUCAUCAAAUGUUCUAUAAGUAG
Beta vulgaris subsp. vulgaris (sugar beet) is the source of this 972-nucleotide messenger RNA. RefSeq names its product agamous-like MADS-box protein AGL80. Gene Ontology annotation, molecular function: RNA polymerase II cis-regulatory region sequence-specific DNA binding; protein dimerization activity; DNA-binding transcription factor activity, RNA polymerase II-specific. Gene Ontology annotation, biological process: positive regulation of transcription by RNA polymerase II. The record is from RefSeq and is a predicted model, not a curated record. Bases 1 to 972 code for a protein of 323 amino acids. Lineage: Eukaryota; Viridiplantae; Streptophyta; Magnoliopsida; Caryophyllales; Amaranthaceae. The transcript has a single exon.